AUUUGAUUAUAUUGUAUUUUAUUUAUUCGCACAACCAAUAGAUGUGUGGGCCACAUACUGAUGGUCUGUAGUCCACCUGGUGACAGCUGCUGUGUCUCUCUCUACCUUCUGUUGUUCUAAGUAACAGUGGUGGAAGUACUUAAACCUUUUACUUAAGUACAAAUAAAAUUACAAUUACAAGUGAAUAUCCUACAUUCAAAAUCUUAGGCCUAUGAGCAGUAUUAGGAUUUGCAUUAACAUAUACUGAGUAAAAGUAGGCUAGUUAUUAAGCAGAAUAGCCCAUUUCAGAAUAAUAUAUAUAUAAUAAUGAUAUAGCAUAUUAUAUUAUAAUUUAUGCACAUUAAUGUAUCACUCAUUUUGCAACUGGUAAUGGAGGGACUAAUAAUAAUUACUUUAUGUAGAGUACUAUAGGUAGCUUAAUAACAUCAUAAUUUAUUAGUUUAUUUAUAUUUUGUAAUAAUAAUCUUCAACAGCUAAUUAAAGGAAUAUAGUCUUCUCUUUGGUCGUGUUUAUUCUGGAGGAAAAAAAACUUUUAAAGGGUUUCUGGGGGUAAAGUAUGGGCGACAAUAUAUGUAGCGCGUUUCUUUAAUCUUUUGUCCCUCAGCGGCCACCGUCGAGGUCAUCCAAACAUUGCUGUUCCACUUUAAAUUUCCCAGCGUUGUAUGCGUUGUGUGCGUGUCUCUGAGGAGUGUCGGAGGUGUUUGAUAAUGCGUUAAACAUAUAUGAGAUGUCUGUGCUGCGCAGAGCGAAAACAUGGGAAAUAUCUGAAUCUGAGGGAAGCGACGCGGAGAGCAGUCAGACAGUCACAGUCAGCACGGGGCUGAUAGUGGACCAGAGUUCAGAGCACAAGUGCACAACCCUCCCAUCCUCACCCACAAAGAGCGAGUCCAGUCAAACCUCUGCUCUGUCCCCCCCGCGACCAGAUGGACGAGGUACACCAAGUCCUGCAAGAAAACGCCGCACCAAGGAGGAGAUCGAGGCGGACAGACAGACAGCCAGGGAGAGGAAGGAGGCGAGAGAGAGACAGAGAGCUGCCAGGGCCCGGGAGAAGGAGGAGAGGAGACAGGAGCAGCAGAGGAGGAGAGAAGCUGCCGAGAACCUGAAGAGUCUGAGGCCGGAGAACUGCCUCAAGUGUCUGACAGUCUGCGUAGAUCCAGCUCUUCUGCAGCAGGAUGGCUCAGAUAUCUUGCUGGACACUCUGGCUGCCUUUGAGUGGAAGUUUAGCAUUGAGAGCCAGCAGCUCCCACACAGCAUCACCUGGACCAGAGAUUUACCUCAGGGAGACGAUGGGAAGGGGUCAGUGGAGGAGGAGCAAGUGGUUCUGGUGCUGGAUCUGACUGACUUCAUGGACAUGGUGGUCUCUGUGAAGAAAAUGCUAGACAGUGAAGGGGAGGAGGUGGGGGUGGGGUCUUUCCUCAGUCCUCUUUUGGAGUGUCUCAACCGGGAUGCCAAGAAGGUGGUCACUCUCUUAGUGACAGACUCUCAGCCAGAUUACAGGACGGAUGCCUGCGGUGUGCAUUUACUAGACGAGACGCUACAAUCCAAACUGGGGAUGGAGGAUCUGGACAUCGAGGAGGUUCUUGUGUACUUACAGCUCAGCAAGAACAUCUCACUGGUCUUCCUGGAUGGCUGGCAGGAGGUCACUAACCAUGUGUGUGCUGUCACUAAGGCCUUAUCAAAACGCCCUUUCAAACUGCUGACAGAGCGAGCAGAGCUGCCUUUCUGCGUGGAUGGUUCGUGGGCCAGCGGGGUUCGGGUGGAGAGGGACGGCUCAGGGCUGAUCGGGGUCUGGACCAAGCAGAUCCAACAGCUGAACAGGGUUAGCCCCGCCGUGGCGUCCACUGUGACCGCGGCCUACCCGUCUCCUCAGCUGCUGCUGCAGGCCUACCAGAGCUUGGGGUCAGAGGAGGACAGAAAGGGGCUGCUGGCUGGUCUCUUAGUGAAAAGUGGAGGUAAAGAGAGACGUAUAGGACCAGAGAUAUCGGCCAGAGUUUAUCGCAGCCUCACUGCCCAGAACCCCCAGCUGGUCCUUGACUAAUUUGUCCACUUGAGAAGGAGAUGGAUUGACGUCAGCGAUGGAUUCAUCUGGUUUCUAAUGGCACUUGUCACCACUUGGCUGCUAAUAUGAUAAUGUUGACGUUUACAAGCUGAAAAUAUGCCUUAGAUAUCAUGUUCGCCUUCCAGUAAAGCACUAUUCAUACUCCUCUGAACGUCAGCAGAUUCAAGGAACAGAAUAUAUUUAGUAAAAUGAUAUGAUGUGUAUUGUAUAUUUGGAAUUCUGUUUGUGUAUAAAUGCAAGAUGUAUUGUUAGAGGGCUAUGUUAUAUUUAUGUAUGAAAUAAGCCUAUAAAAAGAGCUACAACAGAA
Molecule: messenger RNA, 2366 nt
Organism: Dicentrarchus labrax (European seabass)
Lineage: Eukaryota; Metazoa; Chordata; Actinopteri; Moronidae
Gene: eme2
Product: probable crossover junction endonuclease EME2
Exons: 8
Coding region: 728-2038 (436 amino acids)
Biological process (GO): resolution of meiotic recombination intermediates; replication fork processing; mitotic intra-S DNA damage checkpoint signaling
Cellular component (GO): Holliday junction resolvase complex; nucleus
Molecular function (GO): nuclease activity; DNA binding
Source: RefSeq, a predicted model, not a curated record